AUGGCUAUCUUAAGCACCAUUGGUAUUCUGGUAGUUACUAUUCUUGUAUCAGAGGUAGCUGUCUUGGAACAAAAGUCGGAUAUAUGUACAUAUUAUGAUGCAAUCUGCAACAAUGUGACAAAAGAUCCAUUCUUUGAAGAUAAAGCAGUAAUUGGAAAGCCGUGGAGGGUUUAUUUUACUUGGAAUAUGCAAUUGGAUGAAUACUGCUUGGAAUUUACAUUCAAAUAUGCUGAUAAAUUGACGGUGAGCCGGUUAAAGAUUGAUGUAGAAAAUAUGAAAAUUAAACCACCAUUGUCCAAGGAGGUUUUACUAAUAUCAAUGAUUGCAUCUCCUGAUAUGUUACUAUUCAAUGAUCUCAGUGGCAUACCAGGGUUGUUUGUUGGCAUGAUAUACGAUACUGUAGAAAACAAGAAAAUGCCUAAGAAGCCACAUAAAAUGGCCAUGAAGUUGCUACACAAAGGUCAGUACCUCCUGAUGACUGAUUGCAGUUUCGGGACUACGUCGCUGUCUGUCCGGAAAGAUAACAGGCCUAAAAGAGCAGAAAUAGAGGCAGUAGCGGUCAAUUUUACACUUGGAGAACCUUUUCCAGCGUGUAUCAUGGAUAAAGAUUCUGAAGAAUAA
Molecule: messenger RNA, 621 nt
Organism: Arctia plantaginis
Lineage: Eukaryota; Metazoa; Arthropoda; Insecta; Lepidoptera; Erebidae
Source: the annotation of a GenBank genome assembly